CCCGUGCCCAUCCGGCUCCGGGGUCAGCGGCCGCCGCUCUGGCGGGACAGGGACGAAUAAAGUUUAAUUCGGGAAGGGAGAAGCCGCCCGUCCUCUCCAGAAACGAGCUGCUGGAUGUAGAAGGAAAGUAGGUCGGGCGCACGGAAAAUGCCUCUGAGGGACAAGUGUUGUCAGACUGACCACCAUCACCAUGGAUGCUGUGAACCAGUGUAUCUUUUGGAACCUGGUGAUCCUCCAUUAUUGCAGCAGCCUCUGCAGACAUCAAAAUCUGGUAUUCAACAAAUCAUUGAGUGUUUUCGAUCAGGAACGAAACAACUUAAACAUAUCUUGUUAAGAGACGUGGACACCAUUUUUGAGUGUAAAUUGUGCCGGAGUCUCUUCAGAGGAUUACCAAAUUUAAUUACUCACAAAAAGUUUUAUUGUCCUCCAAGUCUUCAGAUGGAUGAUAACCUCCCACAUACAAAAGAUAAGCAGAGUCAAGCCAUAAAUGACCUUCUUGAAGCAAUCUAUCCAAGGGUAGAUAAGCAAGAAUAUAUAAUUACAUUGGAACCUAUAGAAACUAAUCAAAAUGCUGUAUUUCAAUAUGUGUCAAGGACUGAUAGCCCAGAUGAGAACACAGAAAGUAGCCAUACCCCCGAUCAAGCUCCAGUGCAGAUCCAGGAACCCAGCACUGAGCAACCCAAGACUGUUUCAGCUCCAGCCCCAGUCCCAGCUGGGGAUACUCUAGAGCUACCUCCUGCUGAUCCUGUUACAAACAAGGUGAUAUCUACUCCUGAAGAACAGCCACCAGUGGUAAAUCCUGACUUGGACUCUCUGGAUAAUUCUGAUUAUGGCCACCAAUUGAUUUGUUGCCUCUGUAGGAAGGAAUUUCAUUCAAGACGCAGUGUACGCCGGCACAUUCGAAAAGUACACAAAAAGAAGAUGGAAGAACUAAAGAAGUAUAUAGAAACAAAAAAGAAACCAAACCAAUGCUCUGCAAGAGGACGAAAUAAGAAUGUUCUUGUCGCAUUAGGUAGGAGUUGUCCUGUGUGUUAUAAAUCAUUUGCUACAAAAGCCAAUGUAAGGAGGCAUUUUGAUGAAGUUCAUAGAGGAUUAAGAAGGGAUUCCAUUACUCCUGAUAUAGCUACAAAGCCUGGGCAACCUUUGUUCUUGGAUACAGUUUCUGCUAAAAAAUCUCUUAAGACCAGAAAACAAAAGUCGUCUUCAAAGGCUGAAUACAAUUUAAGUGCAUGCAAAUGCCUUCUGUGCAAGAGGAAAUAUAGUUCACAGAUAAUGCUGAAAAGGCAUAUGCAAAUUGUUCACAAGAUAACUCUUUCUGGAAAGAACUUUAAAAGAGAGAAAGGACCCAACAAUGCUACCAAUGGCACAGAAAUACAAGUUGAACCAGCAGAUUCUGUAGAACCUUCACCCCCUUCCAUUGUGCUUUCUCCACAGAAUGAAUUAAAGGGAACAAAUCAUUCAAAUGAGAAAAAGAACACACCGUCAGCACAGAAAAAUAAGAUUAAACAGGACUCUGAAAACCCUAAAUCAACCUCUAAAUCUACCACUAAAUCAACCUGCAAAUCAACCACUAAAUCAACCCCUAAAUCAACCAAUGCAUCUGCUGCAGGUGGCCAGCAAAAAGCCAGGAAGCCAAAACUUUCAGCUGGCUUUGACUUCAAGCAGCUUUACUGUAAACUCUGUAAGCGCCAAUUUACGUCUAAACAGAAUUUAACAAAGCACAUUGAAUUACACACAGAUGGAAAUAAUAUUUAUGUUAAAUACUACAGGUGUCCACUGUGCUCCUACGAAACGCGUCGCAAGCGCGACGUGAUCCGACACAUAACCGUGGUUCACAAAAAGUCGCCACGCUACCUUGGGAAAAUAACAGCUAGUUUAGAAAUAAGAGCAAUAAAGAAGCCAAUUGAUCUCGUUCUAAAUAAGGUGACAAAAAGAGGCUCUCAGAAGGAUGAAACAAAACAGAUCGGUUCAAAACAGGAUGUCACCUCUAAUUCUCCCAAUAAAAAGUAUGAAGGAGCUGAUGUUGGCAUUGAAGUGAAAGUAACAAAAAACUUUUCUCUGCACCGAUGUAAUAAAUGUGGGAAAGCAUUUGCCAGAAAAGCUUUUCUAGAACAUCAUAAGAAAACCCACAAAGCAAAUGUAUCUCAUUCACCUGAAGAAAGUAAAACCAAAGGCAGAAGUACAAGAUCUAAAGCUGUUGUCUGGUUCAAGUGAUGUUCGGAAAGUUUGAAGUUCAUUUGAAUGAAAAGGACUUUAGUUUGUUGGUGGAACUGCUAACUCUUGAUAAUGGUACUAUAAGGAGGAAAUACUUUCAUAAGCUGUUUGUUUUUCUUACAAUAUUAAGAAUCAUUCUGACUGCUUGUGGGACAGUACCACUUCCCAAAGCACUGAAGUAGUUGAAGUGAAAUGCACGUGGUUCUAAAUUAGCAGUUAUCUCUAUGUAGUUGUAGUUUGACCCAGAAUAGAACAAACUUCCUGAAAUUGAAAAAGAGUACACCAGAGACCAGUUAAUGAGCAGCAGCUUUGGAAGAAGGUGGAUUUUCCUCAUUUAGGAAAUCUUCAGAAAAUUCAUCAUGCAUACUGACCCUCCCUGGCAGUGCUAAUUGAUGGACAGCUCAAACUUUGAUGUGAUAUUCUACUUUGGUAAACGUUGUAUUAUACACUGUUUUAAAUUUAUUACAAAUGAAUGUAUAAGAGCAAACAAUGUAGUGUUUAUUGGCUGAAUUCUGCUAAUUUUUAGUAUUUGCCAUGAAUUCAGUUUGUUCAUGCUGACUAAUUUCCCAGUUCAAGGACAUUCUGAAUUUCACUGUGCUAAGUUGCUUCAAAGACCUCCAUUUUGUUUCCAUAUGUGGUUGACAGGAAAACUUUGUAAACAUCUAGAAAGUUUACAAGAAUAUCCACAUUCCUCUAUUCUUUAAUUUUUAAAAAAAUUAUACACAAGCACUUUAAUGAUAGUUGCAGUUUAUUUUUUCAGUUUAUUUUUGAAAGAUCAACACACUAAUGUUAAUAUGAAGGUAGUGAAUAUUUGCUGAUGUAUUAUAGACAAUCUGUGCACAACCACUUAUAAUGUUAGCUUAUUUCAUUAAAUAUUAAUAAAAAGGGAGGAUAGUUUGGGAGAUACUCAAAAUAUAUUUUCUCUCAAAAUCAUAAAUGACCACUGUGGGUAACACUUGACUUUGUGUAAUUGGAAAAUGUUUAGAUACCCUUUUUUUUAACCUUUUAAUCAAGAUUGUAGUAAAACAGUUGCAUGCCUACCAUUAUGAAGUUCUUGGCAGGUUUCAUGCAAUCAUGGGUUUUGUUUCAGGUUUUUUGUUUGUUUGUUUUUUUUAUUUUUUUAUUUUUUACCUUUUAGAAAAUAUUUUGUUUAGUGAUUUGUGUCAAAUUGCUACAAUUUGAAAGGUAUUGUACAUCAGAUGAAAUACCAUGUUUUUUAUAUCGGUUCACUCCCUUACUUAGGGAGGUGCCUCGUGUUCAUAUAUACUUUUUUGUAUAAAAUAUAUCUAAAUGUUGAUCACAAGAUCAGGAGUAAAAAUACUUUUAUGGAUAGAGAACUAUUUGGCCCUGUUAGUGCAUUGCACUAAAAAUACUGUGAAUGGGAACUAAGAUUGUAGCUUUGCUCAAAAUGUUCUAUAUUGAAUGUACAUGCUUUUGUUUGGAUAAAUGUGUACUGUAUUUGAUGGAAAAUAAAGCAGACUGGAAAUUAUUUUUAAGUGGGCAUAAACAAAAAGAUGUUGUGUUUGUAAACUUGGGAUAUCUAUCACUCCACAGUUAGAAAUUACAUUGUUUGCAUUUUGUAAAGUUUUAUUUGUUGAUCAUUGAAGCUAGUUCUUUGUAGUCUUCUGUUGUAAUAAAUAUUUUUUUUUUCAAUUAAAAAUUUGGCAUUUGUGGGGUGAACACUUCA
Molecule: messenger RNA, 3901 nt
Organism: Melospiza melodia melodia
Lineage: Eukaryota; Metazoa; Chordata; Aves; Passeriformes; Passerellidae
Gene: ZNF800
Product: zinc finger protein 800
Exons: 6
Coding region: 148-2214 (688 amino acids)
Source: RefSeq, a predicted model, not a curated record